This is a messenger RNA of Thunnus maccoyii (southern bluefin tuna), 4212 nucleotides long. RefSeq names its product metadherin a (gene mtdha). NCBI's taxonomy places the organism in Eukaryota, Metazoa, Chordata, Actinopteri, Scombriformes, Scombridae. Gene Ontology annotation, cellular component: nucleus. The record is from RefSeq and is a predicted model, not a curated record. The transcript is spliced from 11 exons. Bases 110 to 1597 code for a protein of 495 amino acids. Gene Ontology annotation, molecular function: transcription coregulator activity. Gene Ontology annotation, biological process: regulation of transcription by RNA polymerase II; positive regulation of canonical NF-kappaB signal transduction; negative regulation of apoptotic process.
AGAUUUCAACCGUCACAUUAAAUUAGCCACUCCUCCGUUUUAGCAUACGGCGAUGAUAGCUAACAGCUAGCUACAUUUUUUUCUUUUUUUUUUUUAGCUAUUAGGAAAGAUGGCAGGAGAGUUGCGAGGCUUUGCGCUGGAAAAAGCCGAGCUGCUUUCCAGUCGUUUAAAGGAUCUCCUGUCCUCCGGAGAAGGUUAUGUUAGGUCUCAAUUUGGGGUAGAUUUGGGUCUGAAGCCCGAGCUAUACCCGACGUGGGUCGUCCUGACUACGGCCGCCGUGGGGCUGCUGUUGGCCGCCGUCUGCGGCGCUCUGCUCGUCGGGAAAAAGCGGGGAUGCCCGGUCACCCAAGGCAGCGGUGAGCCCGCUAAGGCCCACUUCGCUAAAACUGCUAAACCAGAGGAACAAAAGAAGAGGAACAGAAAGAAAACGCUGGAAAAGAAGACUCAAUCCAAUGGACAACCAGUGACUGUGGCUCAAGAGGAAAAUAAAGUCACUGAGGUGGUGUCCAAGUUGUCCCCAAAGAUCAAAACUGAGAAGGUGCGUGAGGUACAGGCACCAGUGCAGGUGAAAAAGAACAAGAAGAAAACCAAGACAGAUGUGAAACCGUCCCAGAAUGUGUCUACAAAUGAUGGGAAGGAACCUGACGAUGGUGCGUGGGAGACCAAAGUCAGUAACCGAGAAAAGAGGCAGCAGCGCAGGAAGGACAAGGGCCCUGAGGACUCUGGUAGCUCAGGACUGGUGGAAGCCACCAAGACCCGUGGGGAGUCACCUGCGGCCACAGCACCCACCAACACUAAGAAGAACAGAGGAAACCAUGAGUCCCUGCAUUCAAGAGAAGCUGGCAAAGGGGAGGCAGCUGGUGGCUCAGUGGCCUCCAGCUGGAGAGAGGAGCCUUCAGUCAACGGCGGACGGUGGACCGAGAUUUCCUUGAAGAUCCCGGGUCAGAUGGGUACCAUGGAGGGGACUAAGUGGAGUGCCAUCCACACAAAUCCACAUUACAGGACCCAACCUGAACCCCAGUCCUGGGCGCAGGAGACUCAAGCAGCGUGGAGUGGCAUCAAUGGCCGAAAUAAAACUGACCUCAACCCCGUGUCGUUCUCCAUGCUGGGACUUAACACCACAGAUUCAGUAUCAAAUUCAAUUGGGCUGCAGUGGGCGAGACACCCUGAAGUUGACGAAGCAUGGUCUGGAUUCAAUGGGGUGGCAGCAGUGGACCCCAGCUCCGACUGGAAUGCCCCAUCAGAGCACUGGGGAAACUAUGAAGAGCCUCCCGUGUUGGUGACACCAGCGCCUCCAGUGAAGGAGCAGCCUGCUCCCAGCAAGGUAUCAGAGGAUGAGAAGGACACUGAGGAUCCUGCUGGCGGAGCAGCCAAAUCCAAGAAGAGGAGAAGAAAGAAGAAGAAAACAGAAGAGGAGGCUGCAUCUGAGGCUCAGACGGUGAGCGCUGCGCCCCCCACUGUACCCAAACCCCAAGAGCUUCCUGUGCUGGCCUCCAAAAAGCAGAAUCCCAACAUUUCCUCCUCUCAGAAGAAGUCUGAGCAGAUCGUGGAGCCUCCGAAGCCCUCCCAAAAGAAAAAGGUCCGAAGGGAAACAUGAAGUCACAUCACAGGUCUAAUACACAACUUAUGCAAAUGAUUGUUAAAUGUGUCACAUGCAAUAAUUACCAGGUACAGAGUUUCUUUCUAAGAUACGUUAACAGUUUAUCAGUUACCGAAAUAAAACGAGAACAAGCAGUGGAUAUCACCUGCUUGACUAAAUAAAAUGAUGAAAUGUGGUCCUAUGGACUUAAAUCUUACCUAAUUUGCACUAUUUGCUACACUGCAAAAAAAGAUUGGAGUUUCAGGAGAGGUGGAACUUGCAGUGGAGGUACAUGUUUAUAUUCAUAUUUUUAAUGGCAUCACAAGUGUUUUUUUUCCCUCCAAGAGUGUAUGUUUAUCAUUGUUAACCCAAAAAUACAAAACGGGUUUUCUUCAUUUUUAUUUUUUUGCUAUAAGAAAAUUUAAUUUACACGAGAGGCGCUUCUUUUUUUUGUUUUUUUUUUUUGCUUCCCCAGAAUGUUGCACUUUGUUUUGUUUGCAAUGCUGCCGUCCUGAUAUGAAUUAAAUGUGUGAGAGCAAACUGCUUAUGAGUGCUGAUCUCAGAUCAGUUUUAAAGGAUAGGUUUGGAUUUUUACAAGUCUAUGUUAAUACAACACUCACAUACCAUCUGUACACUCAGGCCAUGAAGUGAUACCUUGUUCUGUGCAAAAAUGCAUUCUGAACUUCAGCUAAGCUAGUGUGAGACAAACUGAUGGGUAUUUUUCCAAAGUAACUGUCUUUUUUGUUCCCUCAUUGUGUUUCCUUGCUGAGUUGCGGCGGAGGGAUACGUCCCGGUACUUGCAUGUAGGUUUGUUGCUGGGACGAAACAUGUGCAGUAACCUACAUGCGACUGUCAAGACAAAUAUGUCAAACUGCCAAAGCCUCAUUAUAGUUUCAGUUGAAGUUCAGAAUCCAUUUUUGCAUGUCACAGAGAGUACGUAUCUUUUCUCUUCGUACCAUAUUUCUUACAGCGUAGUCGCUCUAUGAAGAUAUCAUUACACGGCCUGUAUGGAUAAACUGUACCUAUGACAUAUGAGUGUAAAACAGACUCAAACUUAACCUUUUCCCCCGAAAUCUUUCCUUUGAGUACAAACAUUCACAUCAUUGUUGAUGGUGUAGUUUGCUCCUUUAUGAGGAACGGCAGCUGUGGUCAGGUUGAAGAACAUGUCAGCGACAGCGGGAAAAAAGUAUCUUCUCCACAACCGCUCCUGCUGUGUAAUCCACCUUCCUGCUUCCCAUCUAUACGAUAGUAUGUUCCAAACAUUCAUAGUUUUGCCAAAAUAUUGAUAUUCUACUAUUUGAGCUUCAGAGCUUUAGAGAUCGGGAAAGCAAGACACUGAAGCAGCACAUUUAGCCAUAUUUUACUGAAACUAUGAUGAUAGUUUGGGAGACAUCGGGCAUACAAAUGGACAGCAGAACUUUUUAUUUACUUUUGGAUCAGAUAAACGUGUUUUUUUCAAAGCUACAUUUAGAAUUUGGGCAUAAAAAGCUGAUCCUGGAUUCACACUGGGGACUGGAGAGCAUAGUAACUGAUGUCAACCACCAGGAGGCACUGUAAUGUGAAGUCAAGGAGCAGUGGGAUUAUCCCAUAAUGCAGUAGCACUAUUGAGUAUUGCCCUUCUACUUUUUAUCUCUCUGAGUAUGUUGAUUUUUAUCAGACUAGACUGUGCAUUGAUUUUUAUGGUUCCUUCUGCACUCUACAUGAUUUUUUAAAAACCUUUUUCUUUCUUUUUUUUGUGCUAGAAAAAGCCAUGCCAUUAUGUACAGAUUGUAAGGGCUUUUUCCAGUUUCUGUGAUUGCACUGUGCAAAAGGCUGUAUUGAGUUCCUUUUUGAUGUAGAUGAAUUGUUUUUUCUACCUUUUUGCUGAAUGUGAAAUGUGUAACUUUUGCUUUGUUACUGACUUCCAGGAUUUAUGAUGGGGGAAAAAAAAAAAAAAGUUUUUUUGACAUAAAUUGAGAAUGAAGACGUACAUAGCAGCUUUAAAUCCACAUUAAAGUUGGUUUAAAACAACACACAAACACACACACACACAGUAUAUAUAACAGGAAUUUAAUUGACUGAACGUUUUUACAAUUAAUUCUAUUGCCUUAACCUGUAGUUGUAUAGAAAGUGCAUUGACGACCUUUUUUAUAAUUUCCAUCCAAUUUGCAAGUUUUGAUGUCAGAAUUAAUUUCAUCUUGCAUGACUUUGAUAAUAGUACUUGUGUACAUGAAAUGAAAUGAACAAUCUCUUGCUUUAACUGUUCGUACUUGGUCCUGGAGCACCACUCAGUGUAUAUACUGUAAUAGGAGAAUAAUUGCAGUGUUUUCUGUGGGCAUCCGGUUUAGUGGAAAAUGAACAGGACCGUUGUCGGUCAGCUUAGCGCAUCACAGUGUUGAUCAGCUGGUGAUGGUACAUAGUUGUUGGUAGACCUGAUAGAUCAUAAAGAACAAAAUGAAAUGUCGCCGUGGCAGCAGACGCCUUUCUCUUUUUUUUUUCUUCAUUUAAUUUUUACCGAUGAUUUAAGAUGAUUCAAUCAAUGUAUUUAUAUACGUGUCAUUAGCAAAUGGUUUUGUGAAUGAUUUUCUUUGAGGAGAUUCAAAUGAUAUUUCUAUGUUGAAAAUGAAAAAUAAAUGAGAAAUGCUUGAUAUCAA